AUGAAAAGGACAUUGUCUCAACUCAGUACACACCGGACGUUGUCUCCACUUACUCCACAAAGAACAUUGUCUCCACUCAGAACACACCGGACGUUGUCUCCACUUACUCCACAAAGAACAUUGUCUCCACUCACUACACACACGACAUUGUCUCCACUCAGUACACACAGGACAUUGUCUCCACUCAGAACACACAGGACAUUGUCUCCACACACUUCACACAGGACACUAUCGCCACUCACAACACAGAGAAAAUUGACUCCACUCACUACACACAGGAGAUUGUCUCCACUCAGAACACACCGGACGUUGUCUCCACUUACUCCACAAAGAACAUUGUCUCCACUCAGAACACACCGGACAUUGUCUCCACUUACUCCACAAAGAACAUUGUCUCCAAACACACACGACAUUUUCUCCGCUCACUACACACAGGAGAUUGUCUCCACUCAGAACACACCGGACGUUGUCUCCACUUAG
Haliotis rufescens (red abalone) is the source of this 480-nucleotide messenger RNA. RefSeq names its product coagulation factor V-like. The transcript is spliced from 5 exons. The coding region runs from base 1 to 480 and encodes 159 amino acids. The record is from RefSeq and is a predicted model, not a curated record. NCBI's taxonomy places the organism in Eukaryota, Metazoa, Mollusca, Gastropoda, Lepetellida, Haliotidae.